Oryza sativa Japonica Group (Japanese rice) is the source of this 3997-nucleotide messenger RNA. NCBI's taxonomy places the organism in Eukaryota, Viridiplantae, Streptophyta, Magnoliopsida, Poales, Poaceae. The record is from RefSeq and is a predicted model, not a curated record.
CAGCAAAAGCAAAAUGAGUCCCUUUCUUUCCCUUUCCCUCCACCCUCGCGUCGUACUCGCGUCGUUCUCUUCUCCUUCCCUUCCCAGCAAAGCCGAGCCGCCGAGCAGGGCAGAGCAGAGCAAAACCCCCCAUAUCUCCCCGCCAUUACUCCCCUCCCGUCCCGUCCCCGAGCGGAAAUAAAUGCAGCCGCUGGCGCCGCCCACCCACCAGUCCACCACCACCAGAUCCAAGCCCCCGCGACGAGGCGAGGUGGGAGAGGGGGCAGAGGCAGAGCGAGAUGAGCGUGGGGCGGAAAAAUUCACCACGCCACCAUACGCAUUUACUCCGCUUCCGCCCCUACCCCCACGCGGCCUCGCCUCCGCCCAAUGCCAUUCCGCCGCUUCCCCGCUGAGAGAUCGAUCCCCACCGCGCCGCCGCCGCCGCAGCCGCAGCCGCAGCCGUCGCCAUGUCCUCCUCAUCCUCUUCGCUGCUCUCCUCGCUCGCCACGCUCGGCCUCGGGUACUCGAUCGCCAUCGCGCUGGGAUUCCUCGUCCUGCUCGCGUCGCUCCUCCUCGCGUCAUACUUCUGCUUCCGCCGCGGGGGCGGCGGCGGGCACUUCUCCGGCGUGCUCACCCCGAGCUCCAGCUCCAGCCACCUCUCCAUCACCGUCCCGCGCGUGCUCUUCGUCGCGGAGGGGUCCGAGUCCCCCGACGCCUACUCCUCGGGCGUCGCGGCCGCGUCGUCCCCCGUGGGGCUCGACCCCGCGGCCAUCGCGUCGUACCCGAAGGUCCCCUUCUACAGCGGCGCCGGCGCGGACGCCGACGCCAUGUGCUCGAUCUGCCUCAGCGAGUACGCGGACGGGGAGAUGCUGCGCGUGAUGCCCGACUGCAGGCACAGGUUCCACGUCUGCUGCCUCGACGCCUGGCUGCGCCGGAACGCGUCGUGCCCCGUGUGCAGGUCCUCGCCCAUCCCCACGCCGGUGGCCACGCCGCUGGCGACGCCGCUGUCGGAGCUCGUCCCGCUCUCGCAGUACGCCGCCGAUCGGAGGCGCAGCAGGUGACGGACACAUUGGUGCAAUUCGGUGCUCUUAAAAACUGGAGUACUACUAUAUUGCUCUUCUUUUUUUUAUCCUUUUACGUUUAUUAAGGAUGUAAAGUUUAUGUAUUGCUUGAUUGGUCAGGCGGGCUUUAGGGGAGGUUUGACUGUAGGGGGUUGUGCUUAGGUUAUUUAGAGAAGGUAAUUGUUUGUUUGAUAUUACUAUAUUACUUCGAGCAAAUUUUGUCAUCUAGAAGUACAUGUCUUGAGUAAGGAAUAGUUGUACAUACAUUGUGUUUGUUUCUGUGGCAGAGUUCCUCAUGAUAUUCUAAUGUAUAAUUUCCGUUGCUAGAGAAUCAUUUGCUGGAUUAGAAAUUAGAGAAUUUGUUGCACAGCUUUGCUGUAUUUUUUUUAUGCCAUGAUGAGCUGUUUGUGAAGUUAUGGGCUUUAAUUGUUAGAUUGGUGGCAGCAUCAAUAUCUGAUGAUUACUUAUGAAUUUCAUUGUUGCACCAGUUUUUCUUACUGCCACACUGUAAUAAGGACAGCAUUAGAAAAUUUUCUGCAUUUCAUGUUGGCAUUUGGUGUGUUAAGUAGUUGUACACCAUACCUGCAAGUACAUUACUAUAACUAGCAAGCUCAGUGACAUAAUUCUUCAUUAAAACUAUUUAUCAGUGUAGGAAUUUUAUGGGUCCCAAUUUCCCAAAGACUUUUAUCACUCUAUGGUAGAUGAGCUGGACCGUCGAUGCCCAACAAUUAAAUGAAAUGUUGAUUGCUACAUCAGAAUUCAGUUCUCAUAGUUCCCUAACUUGUUUGGCUGUGCAAACAUAUGGUUAUGUGGUUUUUUUCAAGGUCAUAUGAUCAUGUUGCUAUAUAUUUGCAAUCAUUUUUUUAUUAAAAGGUCACAAAAGUUUAUUUGUGUACGCCAACUCUUUCCCUCAGUUUACUAUGUAGCAGUACCACAUUUUAAAGCUUCUAUCUAGAUGUUCCUGUCUUGGUAAUGAUAUCUACAGUGGUGGGGUCCUGGAAAGAGGAGUUUAGAUAUAUAGACACUGUCAAAGUUUAUAAAAUGAACUUGAUACUUGGGGGUCUACUGCUAAUUAGUUAUUAGUUCAUAACUGAAGAUUUGGAAUAUCUAACCAUAUAAAGUGAAACCAAUGCAAAUCAUGAAGUGCCUGCUGACCAUAUAUCUCUUCCCUCAUAUUAAUCAGAUUAAAAUAGAAGUCAUUUUGUGUAAAUGUUAACCUACUGUGCUUGUUGUUUCUCUCCAUGCAAUAAAUAUGAAGUGUGAUCUUUUUGGUACAAAACCAAUUGAUCCUUGCUAUCCCCAUCUCAUAUUGUACUUCUGUUGGCUAGCCAACAUUUCUAGGUGCCAUUAGAGGUACUCCACACGGUUUGCAGAAAUUCCUAGCAAAUUAAAACGGUGAAGAAAAACUUGAGUGUCUUUGUGGGGGUAGGCACAGGAAAACAAUAAUAAUACAUGGGAAUGGAAACUAUAAAUCUAAUAUACCACAUGCAAAAUAUUUGUGAAACUUUUGCUUUUCUUAUUAGUGAUGGACUACCUUGUGCAAUCUUGCUAUUCCUUGUAAGGUACAGUAGAUUAUUUAAGCUACUUUCUGCUGAUUUUGAUAUCUAACAAGCUUCAGGAUUGAAAUCCUGUGGUAGAUGGUUAGGAACUUAGGUGUUGUCCUUGAUUCCCUAAUUCAACUUUUGCAAUCAUUCCUUUUGACAAUAUGUUUGUCACUGUGAGCUAUGAGGUGAAUGUUUAGCAUUCUUCUUUUAUGGUCUUAUGGCGAGGAAGUGUUGUAGCUUCAUUUCUUCAUUAUAUUCCUUUUUUGGCAAGGACUUCUUCUAUUAUUCUUGUGGGCUCGUGGUUACUGCAGUUAUUUUUUGAUUGAUACCUCUUGCAUUUUUUCCCUCAAUACAACUUAUGUUAUAUUUGUAACAGUACUUGAUAUUUUGAUAACUGAAUCAUAACAAACUAAACCAGUAUAUAUCCGACGGCUCCUAUUUUUUAGAAUGACGUGUGCCAAUGAGAUGUUGAGAAAGCUUACUGUUUCAUUACUUUAGAUUCUUGAGGCAAUGUCUAUUGGGAUUUGAACCCUUGAACAUAAGGGAUCUAUCUCCUGAUCCGUAUGUAUGGUGCCGUUACAGUGACUUACGGCUCUCAGUUGUAAUACGUACUGUUUAGUUGUAAUCUGCAAACUUCCCUGGGCGUAAGAGAGAGUUCUAAGUAUUGUAAUCUGCACACUUCUAUAGGCUACUAUACUUGCCUAUCUUCAUCUAUGGGUCUGCUCAUGUUGAUCUGUGAGUCGGUACGUUACAUCUUCCGUACCCAAAUUAAUGAAUUAUGAGAGCGAAAGGUUACCUGCUUCAAGAUUUGUGAUAAUACUAUAUAGUCUCCAGGCCUUGUGCUGUGGUACAUGCUUGUACCAGAAUACCGGAUGGAAUUAUAUUUGCUUUUGAAGGGUUGCAGGGCCAGCCAAGCCAAAAGCGUCGCCGCUUGAAAUGAACUGUGCUGAAUCGGCAUUCGGCAAGCGACGGUGGAGCACGGGUGCAUCGUGACGAGGAUGACACUAUCACGCCGGUGAGCACUGAGCAGGGUGACGAUGUCGGCGAUUCGUAGUACAGGCGUACUGCUACCGUAUCCAUCUACUGCUGCUUCCGGAAUACGCGUCUGCCAGUUCCAUCAUGUGCGGCUUGGCUGGCUCCCACGCGGAGCUGGAAACGGUCGGCAGGAGGGGACAAUGAGCUGGGUGGUUGCCGGUCGGGGGUGUGUACACUGUGCGCUGUACAAGUAUACAGAGCUGCAGCAAUUGCACGGCGUGGAUUUUUCUUUAGUAAUAAGAGAGCAAACUAGGAAAUUUAUAAGAGCAGUUGGGGUUGGGCCCUCAGCUAACACUGCGGUAUUAUAGCGUAGCCAAGUCGGGUAACUGUACGCGUAAUAAUGUCUUCUUUUUUUUUUGGAAAGACAGAUACAGAUGA